Molecule: messenger RNA, 2490 nt
Organism: Amborella trichopoda
Lineage: Eukaryota; Viridiplantae; Streptophyta; Magnoliopsida; Amborellales; Amborellaceae
Product: transmembrane 9 superfamily member 3
Biological process (GO): protein localization to membrane
Cellular component (GO): membrane
Source: RefSeq, a predicted model, not a curated record
UGGGAGCACUUCAUGGGACUUGUCGCGACAUUACAAUGGUGAACAAUUAUACAUUUUUCUCCCGCGGGAGCACCGUAUUCUGAAAUGGUCCAUCGCUGCUCCCUCCACAAUUUCGCGGCAAUGCGUUUAACUGGUGUUUGAAAGAAGCCGGCUCGGCUUUGUUCCUGUUGUAUCUAUUGAAAAGACAAAGAUGAUGGCUGUCUCUUCCUCGGAAAACCCUAGGUUCUUCCUCGGAAAACCCUAGGUUUUCUGAUUUAUUAGGGUUUCUGCAUUUUAUGACCAGGAAGAAGAGGUUUUCAUGGUAAUUAUACUGCAUUUUGGGGAAAGAAAUAGUCUUUCAUGGAUGCUUAGACUGUAUUCUUUUAGGGCAGUGUAUAGGCUUCAUGGCAGCUAAUAUCGCCAUGGCUUCUUUGCCUUUGCUUCUGUUUCUUUGCAUGGGUGUUACUGUGUACUCUGAUGCUUUUGAUCAAAGAUACAAACAUGGAGAUUUUGUUCCUCUUUAUGCAACCAAAAUUGGUCCUUCCCAUAAUCCCAGUGAGACUUAUCGGUAUUAUGAUAUGCCCUUCUGUUCACCAGAGCAUGUAACUGAGAAAAAAGAGACUUUUGGAGAAUUUUUGAAUGGUGACCAUUUGGUUGAUGCUCCUUAUAAACUUGAAUUUCGGGUUAAUAAAGAAUCUGAGAUUGCUUGUGGAAAGAAGUUAUCUAAAGGAGAGGUUGCACAGUUUAGAAAUGCGAUCCUAAAGGACUACUACUUUCAAAUGUACUAUGAUGAUUUGCCUAUCUGGAGCUUUUUUGGGAGGACUGAGGAGGGUAACAGAGCUGAUGAGUUUAAAUAUUUGCUAUAUAAAAACAUCAACUUUGACAUACUUUACAACAAUAAUCGUGUUAUUGAGAUAAAUGUUUGGAUCAACUCGUCUGACACACUGGAUAUCACGGAGGACAAGGAAAUUGAUAUGGAGUUCAAGUAUUCUGUGAAAUGGAGAGAAACUGAUAUUUCUUUCAAAGAAAGGAUGGAGAAGUAUGUGAUGUUCUUUUCGACCCACCAUGGCAGGAGUAAUUGGUUUUUGGCCCUAGAUCCGUGUUUGAAUGUUCUUAUCUUCGUUGGUUUAUUUUCUAGCUUUAUCUUUGGGUUGCUUAAGAAAGACAUUGUGAGAUAUUCCCUGGAUGAUGAGGAGUCUGUUUAUGAACAAGAAGAGACUGGGUGGAAGAAUAUUCAUGGGGAUGUUUUUAGAUAUCCAAAGCACAAGUCUUGGUUUGCUGCCAUUCUUGGGUCUGGCACUCAACUGUUGGCGCUUGCAAUCUUCAUCUUUAUCCUGGGUCUUGUUGGUGUCUUCUAUCCAUACAACAAAGGAGUUCUAUCCACUGCUUUGAUUGUUAUAUAUGCACUUACAUCCAGCAUUGCAGGCUACACUGCAACCUCCUUCUAUUGCCAGCUUGACGGAACAAAUUGGGUGAGAUGCCUCUUGUUGACUGGGUGCCUCUUUCCUGCCCCUUUGUUCCUCAUGUUUUGCUUCCUUAACAAUGUUGCUCUGGUGUACAACUUCGCAACUGCUUUGCCAUUUAGUGCCAUUGUUGCGAUUGUUCUCAUGUGGUCCUUUGUGAUGUCUCCAUUGCUCGUUUUGGGAGGGAUUGCUGGUAAAAAUAACAAGACUGAAUUCCAAGCUCCUUGCCGCACUACAAAAUGCCCAAGAGAGAUUCCACCUUUGCCAUGGUAUCAAAAGACUAUUCCUCAAAUGGUGAUAGCUGGAGUUUUGCCCUUCAUUGCCAUCUACAUGGAGCUAUUCCUUGUAUUAGCUAGCAUGUGGGGUCACAAGAUUUAUUAUACAUAUGGCGUCCUCUUUAUGGUAUUUGUUGUUCUUGUUAUUGUCACUGCGUUCGUUGCUAUUGCAUUGGUAUACUUCCAGUUGGCUGCAGAAGACCAUGAAUGGUGGUGGAGGUCUGUAUUACGUGGGGGUUCGACUAGCCUUUUCAUUUUUGGCCAGUGCUUGUAUUAUUACUUUGCACGUACAGACAUGUCCGGGCUCAUGCAAACGUCCUCGUUCUUUGGAUACAUGGCUUGCAUAUGCUAUGGGAUCUUCCUCUUGCUCGGAACAGUUGGUUUCUAUAUAUCUUUGGUGCUUGUGCGAUACUUAUAUGGGUCAAUUAAGUGUGAGUAGUUUACUCUUUGGAUUUUGUUUGGUGCCUAUGCACAUACUUUCUUCUCCCAUUUACCCAAUGAUUUGGCUAAAUAAAUAAUGCUGAGUAUACUAGACAAUUGUUAUUGGGUCAAUAACUCAGAACUUGGAAUUAGUAGGGCUUCGGUGAGGCCUCUGUUAUUAAUCACCUUAGUUUGGGGAUGACGAGCUUUUAUUAUCAGGUAAAGGUUCUUUGUGGCUGUCUUCUAUCUGGGAGAAUUCUUAGGUUUACUAAGAAAGUGCAAUGUAUGUAUUAUUAGCAACUCCUUUCUUCUGAAUGAGAGCUUACCUUACUUAUUUGAUGAUCAGCAUGUCA